UCUUUGGAUAUAAAGCCAUGAAAGCCUACAUGUUAUAUUCAGUUUUGUUGUAAGCACAGUGAAACGUUGGAAAAAAAUAGUGAUUGACAAAAUGAUGCCUUUAAGUUCUUAUCAGAAGCUUUUCAUCAUCUCGGUGCUAUGUGCUGUAUGGAUGAGUUCAUCAGCUGCUCCAGUUGAUGAUUCAGACAAACCUAUCACAGUGUUGGAUGAAAUAGAAACGAUGCCCUCUGCUGAUAAUAACUCAACGUACACCAGAACCAAAAGGUUCUUUGACCUUGAGCUCUUUUUGGCUCGACAAGGUACUAACUGGUGUCUCGACAAAACAACUGAUCCUGAUAGUAGAGUUUCCCUUGGUAAAUUCGCUCAAGCAGAUAAAUGUUGUAGAACCCUUGUUCGAUGUACCAGUAAUGAACAGGAUAUCCUUACUGAGAAAUAUCCAACAAAAAGCAGAGAACUAAGAGGUGAAACUUUUCGAUCGUGCGUCUGUGAUGAUGAAUUCAGAAGAUGUUUAAAUGAUGUGGUAGUAAUAACUUUCCCAGCCAAUAGCAUCGGAAAAUACUAUUUCAAUCACCUUUCACGCACAUGUCGAAAUGACGUCCUAGAUCUAGAGAAUAAUCGUGCAUAUUAGAUGGAUUUUAUAAAAA
Chelonus insularis is the source of this 644-nucleotide messenger RNA. Its product is annotated as phospholipase A2-like. Bases 92 to 628 code for a protein of 178 amino acids. Gene Ontology annotation, molecular function: A2-type glycerophospholipase activity. Lineage: Eukaryota; Metazoa; Arthropoda; Insecta; Hymenoptera; Braconidae. The record is from RefSeq and is a predicted model, not a curated record. The transcript has 4 exons. Gene Ontology annotation, biological process: arachidonate secretion; phospholipid metabolic process.